Molecule: messenger RNA, 3071 nt
Organism: Gorilla gorilla gorilla (western lowland gorilla)
Lineage: Eukaryota; Metazoa; Chordata; Mammalia; Primates; Hominidae
Gene: CCNG2
Product: cyclin G2
Exons: 8
Coding region: 747-1781 (344 amino acids)
Source: RefSeq, a predicted model, not a curated record
GUGGCGGUGGGCUGGUCUUCCGCGGCGGGCUGGUCUUCCGCGGCGGAGGGCUGGUCUCCGGCGGCCGGCGUUGCGCCGCGGCGGAGGGUGGGCGCGCGGGGAGUGGGAUGGAGCCGGGGCUGUGAGGCCGAGGUGGCGGUGCCUGGGAGGAAGGGUCGGAUGCCGGACCGGGGGCACCGCUGAGGCGGUGGGUCCCCGACCUGCGAGACAGGUUUGGAAGCCCCCGCUGCGCCCAGUCCCUGCGGACCGCGAGGCCGCGGGCGGGUGGAGGCGCGUCUCGGGCACGGUGAGUGGACCCGCCCAGGGCCGCCGUGGGUUUCUUUGUUCGUGGUGGGGACUGUGGGCUUUGAGGAGGUUGGUACCAUGCGAGUGCCUCGGUGCUGCCUGCUCCUCAUCCGCUGGAGCGACCAGGGUGCUGCCCUCAGCCCCAGCCCCGGGGGGAGCUGGCGCCCGCGAUGGACAGAUAGAUGCUGGUGGGGUGGACGGAGGUUGCGACUAGGUUAAGGGCAGUCUCCGCCUCGGUGCCCCCCGCCCCCGCUCGUGUUGUCACGGGGACUUGCUGGCGUGGUGCUUCUCGAAUUGACAGCCCCGGGGCUCUGCAGAGUUGCGGGGCCCCGGCAUCAGUGGGUGGACGGGUGUUGUCCGUACGGGCGCGGGGUGGGCUGGACUGGACUUCUCUCCCCGGACCGUAGCCGGGUGUGCCGCGCCACCCCACGGCUCCUGGGACGGGGGUAUCCGCCUCUCGGAUGAAGGAUUUGGGGGCAGAGCACUUGGCAGGUCAUGAAGGGGUCCAGCUCCUCGGAUUGUUGAACGUCUACCUGGAACAAGAAGAGAGAUUCCAACCUCGAGAAAAAGGGCUGAGUUUGAUUGAGGCUACCCCGGAGAAUGAUAACACUUUGUGUCCAGGAUUGAGAAAUGCCAAAGCUGAAGAUUUAAGGAGUUUAGCCAACUUUUUUGGAUCUUGCACUGAAACUUUUGUCCUGGCUGUCAAUAUUUUGGACAGGUUCUUGGCUCUUAUGAAGGUGAAACCUAAACAUUUGUCUUGCAUUGGAGUCUGUUCUUUUUUGCUGGCUGCUAGAAUAGUUGAAGAAGACUGCAAUAUUCCAUCCACUCAUGAUGUGAUCCGGAUCAGUCAAUGUAAAUGUACUGCUUCUGACAUAAAACGGAUGGAAAAAAUAAUUUCAGAAAAAUUGCGCUAUGAAUUGGAAGCUACUACUGCCUUAAACUUUUUGCACUUAUACCAUACUAUUAUACUUUGUCAUACUUCAGAAAGGAAAGAAAUACUGAGCCUUGAUAAACUAGAAGCUCAGCUGAAAGCUUGCAACUGCCGACUCAUCUUUUCAAAAGCAAAACCAUCUGUAUUAGCUUUGUGCCUUCUCAAUUUGGAAGUGGAAACUUUGAAAUCUGUUGAAUUACUGGAAAUUCUCUUGCUAGUUAAAAAACAUUCCAAGAUUAAUGACACUGAGUUCUUCUACUGGAGAGAGUUGGUUUCUAAAUGCCUAGCCGAGUAUUCUUCUCCUGAAUGUUGCAAACCAGAUCUUAAGAAGUUGGUUUGGAUCGUUUCAAGGCGCACAGCCCAGAACCUCCACAACAGCUACUAUAGUGUUCCUGAGCUGCCAACGAUACCUGAGGGGGGUUGUUUUGAUGAAAGUGAAAGUGAGGACUCUUGUGAAGAUAUGAGUUGUGGAGAGGAGAGUCUCAGCAGCUCUCCUCCCAGUGAUCAAGAGUGCACCUUCUUUUUCAACUUCAAAGUGGCACAAACACUGUGCUUUCCAUCUUAGAAAUCUGAUUGUUCUGUCAGAAUUUAUAUUUACAGGUUUCAGAGCAAUAAAUGGGGGAAUAGGUAGUUUCCUGGUUUAGCCCCCAUCUAGUCAGGAAUUAAAUAUACUGGAAUACCUACCUUCUAUUUGUUAUUCAGAUCAGAUCUGGCCUAUUUUCAUAUUUAUACUAAGCCAUCAAAUGGGGUAGUGCCUCUUAAACCAUUAACAGUACUUUAGACAUUGGCACUUUAUUUUUCUCGUAGAUCUUUAGCUACUUUGGGGAGGAGGGAAGGUGCUGAUACCUUCAAUUUGUUACUUUUCAAGAUUUUUAAAAAUAACUAGUGUAGCUUAGCUUAAACAUUUUAUAAAACCUUCAGACGUCUUUAUUUAAGCAGACUGGAAGUAUGCAAGUACUUCCUUAGCAGGGACAGUGGAUAAUCCUUAAUGGUUUAUCAUAGAUUUCACCCUCCCCCCUUCUCAGAAGAGUGAAUAUGCUCUUAAAUGUCAAACACAUUUUUGUUGUUUUGUUUUUAAAUGAUCAGUGUCUAUUUGAUGUGAUGCAGAUCUUAUAAAUUUGGGAAUUAUAAUAUUGACAUUUCUGUGAUUUUUAUAUAUGUAAUGUCUUAAUUGAGAUUUCUGCUAAGGCAGAAAUAAUUAGGCUAGGGCUCUUAGUUUUCAUUCCUAUUGCCCAAGUAUUGUCAAACUAUGGUAUUAUUUUAAUGUUACUUUAAAAAUCCAUAAUCUGCUAGUUUUGCAUGUACUUAAAUGAAAACAGUGCAGUAAGUUGAAAACUCAGUAUCUAUGGAAUUGAUAAAUGUUGAUCUUGUGUAGUAUAUUUUAUCUCAUUUUCUUAUAUUAAAAAAUGUCUGCAUGAUUACAUUUUAUUUCCUUUGUAAUUUACAUUUCAAAAUAGUGUAUUGCUAUAUGGGUGCCAAGAUUGGAUAUGAAGAACCCGAGUGUUUGUAGUAUUAUAGUUUUAAGAAAAUCUGUGUGGUGAUACAGCCAUAAGAAUGGGGCUUAUAUAAACUCUGUACAUGUAAGAUUUUGUACAGAGAAUUUUUAACUUUAUAAAUUGUAUAUGAACAUGUAAAUCUUUUAAAAUGUACAUAAAAUACUGUAUUUUUUUACCUUGUGUGUGAUAGUCUAGUCAUUGCAUGUAAAUAUAAUUUAUUAUGUAUUCUGUAGUAUAAAUCAUACAUUGAUGACUUACAUUUUUACUGGUAAGUCAACAUCCGUUGGAUGUUUUCUGAAGUGGCUCUUUUUGAAGUGAUAAUAGAUUGUAAUUCAAAAUAAAAUUAUUAAUGAAUUCUC